UUGGACUUUGGACGGGGGGGUGGAGUCCCGUUCACGCCACCGCCGCUACCCUAUAAAACGGCGGAGCCGACGGCCCCCUCUUUUCCGCUCCUCCCCACGACGAGGGACGCCGAGGCGACGGAUCCCAUCCAUCUUCUUCUUCAUCCAUCCAUCCAUCCCCCAAACACGCCAAAAAUCAGGUCGCCGAUGCCGUCUACUAUCUGACAUCCAUCAGCCAGGCAGGUAGAUCGCGCAAGCAACCCACACGAAUCCAAAAUCCAAUCCUGCUUCGGUCGGCGUCGGCGGUGAUGGAGGGCCGGAGCGGCGCGUGGCGCCUGCAGCAGCAGCAGCGGGGGCCCGGCGCGCCCGUCGCGGGCCUGCCCAUCGGCUUCCGUUUCCGCCCCACCGACGAGGAGCUGCUGCUGCACUACCUCCGCCGCAAGGCGCUCGCCUGCCCGCUCCCCGCCGGCGUCAUCCCCGACGCCGACCUCGCGCGCCUCCACCCCUGGGACCUCCUCCCCGCCGCCGUACAAGGGGCAGCCGAUGCCGACGGGGAGCGCUUCUUCUUCCACCGCCCGGCGACGCGGUGCUGGCGCAAGGGCGGCGGCGCGGCCAGGGCGGCUGGCACCGGCGUCUGGAGGCCGUCCGGGAAGGAGACCCUCGUCGUGUCGCCGCGCUGCAAGCGCCCGGUCGGCACCAAGCGGACGCUCGUCUUCUGCCCCCGCCGUGGCGGCCGCGGCGGUGCCCGCACCGACUGGGCCAUGCACGAAUACCGCCUCCUCCCCGCCGGCCUCAACCUCCACGGCUGCGCCGCCAACGCGCCUCCGCCCACUAAUGUGAGCUCCCUUGCCGGUGGUGGCGCGGCGGCCGACUGGGUGGUCUGCCGCAUUUUCAGGAGGGCCAGGCCGGCCCACCGCGCCCGCCUUGUUGGCGGCAGGGAAGAAGAAGAAGAGCACGCGGCGGAGGAGAGCCCGUCGUCCCCGUCGUCGUGCGUCACCGACGCCUCCGAGGCCAUGGACCAGGAAGAGGAUGACGGCGACGAAGGGAGCAGCUGCAGCGUCGCCUCCUCUAAUUGAGACUGAGUAGAAGAGUUGGCUAGCCCGUCGAUCAAAUCACGGGCGCCAUGUUCUAAUUGCCGUAGAACCCUCAUCAGUACCUAGUAGCAAUCAAUAGAGAGAAGAAGAUCGAGCUCCAACAAACCAUGAACAACAACAACAACCAAAAAAAGAAAAGAAAAGCUAAGAGCUUUGGUGCUAUGUUGUUGUUGGAGCUCGUCGCGAAUCCAAUCCAGAGUGUUAAUUAGCGAGAAAUUAAUCAGUUCCCUUUCGGCAAUUAAUCACCAUUUCAUCCUGUGUCCAAUGUUCAGUAGCUCAUCUUGCCUUGUUUUGAGAAGCAAAAACAAUCUCACUCUCUGUACUGUGCUGUA
This is a messenger RNA of Sorghum bicolor (sorghum), 1405 nucleotides long. RefSeq names its product NAC domain-containing protein 83. Gene Ontology annotation, biological process: regulation of DNA-templated transcription. The transcript is spliced from 3 exons. Bases 288 to 1055 code for a protein of 255 amino acids. Gene Ontology annotation, molecular function: DNA binding. Lineage: Eukaryota; Viridiplantae; Streptophyta; Magnoliopsida; Poales; Poaceae. The record is from RefSeq and is a predicted model, not a curated record.